GCCUCUGCCGUUGCGCAGUGCAGACCGGGCGGCACGAGGCGGGGCGGAGGUGCUCUCCAGAGAUGAAUCUGUGAACCAAAACCGACCUGAAUUAAAGCUAUUUACCGUCCACACAUCAGCUAUGCAGACAGGUGCGUUCAUGGAAUCUCACCUAGUCAGGUUGGUCCCUUGUGUCCUUUCCCUGUUCAUUCUCACUCACCUGUGCCUGGCUGCACCGGGUCAACCUGGGACACAAAGGGAGGAAUCCAUAGAUGCCCGUCCCCCUUCAGCUGAACUAGCUAAUCCCUUUGGCUCUGGAGAGGAGGACCGCAGGUUGCUGCAAAGUUUCAUUAAAUCCACCCUGAGUGGUGAUCAGGGAGGACCAGAAAUCAGCAACUGGGAGCAAGAGGUGUUCUACCUGUUUCGUCUUUAUGACUACGAUCGCAGUGGGCUCCUGGACGGCUUGGAGAUGAUGAGGCUGCUCUCUGACUUUAACUCACAUCAUACACCGGGAGCACAGACCAGUGAGCUGCAGGUGGUGUCUAUGGUAGAUUUUUUACUCCAGGCUCAGGAUUCCAACCAGGACGGCAUGUUAGCCCCAUCUGAGCUGCUGUCUCCUCCAAAGCCUCACUCACAGGACCCUGGUAAUGGUGAUGACAGUAUGAAGGCAGAAGCAGAAAAUCCUGUGGAGGCUCACCAGGAAUUGCAGCCUCAAGUUGAAGAGCAAAUUCAUCAGGAACGCAUAGAACAAGUAGAUGAGCAGCAUGUGCAACAAAUCCCAGAAGCCCCAGCAGCAGAGCAACGGCAUGAUCAACCUGUUCAUCAAGGGCAACCAGAGAUAUGAAUGCAGAAAUGCAGAUGCUGGUUCUGUCCACACUGUCACACAAUGUGCUCACACCAGCAGAAGACUGAUGAUAGAGUUAAAACAAUGCCCUCGACUGAGAGGACUUUUUCUUCUUCAUCCCUAUGAAUGGUUUCUCUCUUGAUUUGAAUGCGAAGAUUCUACCAUCCAUUUCACCUGACGAACGUGUUUUAAAUUAUUGCCCUUACUUUAUUUUUAAAAACAUUUUCUACAAUGAGAACUAAUUGGUAUUAAUGCUAUUAAAAUGGAAGCCAUCAUUAGUAGAUAUUUUAUUCUGGAAUAUUUGAUUUUCUUUAUUUGUAUUUAUUACCCUUUUUGUCACACAUUUGAGCUUUUCUACGACAUUCUGUUGUUUCGUGUACACCUGGAUUGGCCUUAUUGUAUUUGACUCACCAUAGGCUUAGGAUAUGCACCAGGAGUGCAUCUGGACUGUUAUCUAGUAAAACUGGUCUCAUUUACAAACUGGUGUGCCAUGAAUCUUAAAAUGUUGUCCUCCGUGAGAAUUUGUUCAGCCCUCACAUAACCUUAAAUCAUGUAAUAAAAUUAGGUUAUUCAGGAGAAAAUUCCCAUCUUAUUAUGCAAUAUUUGCCAAGUCUUAAUUGUUUUUCAUGCACGUGUAUAAGCAUUAUAUUUGGAUGAGAAUUGUGAUGUGCCUGAAUGAGUAGGAAACCAUGAAAAAACAGACCAGUGUUUGGCUCUUAAUGAGUUACAGCCAUCUACCACCAGUCUUCCAUCCUGAUAGUUGAGGUCAGCUAGACCCUUGUGAAGUAACAUAAGAUGUAAUUUGAUUUUACGUUCAGCCUGCAGACUUUUAUUUUCAUGGUUCUUUUUUUUUUUUUUUUAAUUUGCCUUUAUGCAUUUUUUUUUUUUUUUUUUUUU
This is a messenger RNA of Acanthopagrus latus (yellowfin seabream), 1720 nucleotides long. RefSeq names its product cell growth regulator with EF-hand domain 1 (gene cgref1). The record is from RefSeq and is a predicted model, not a curated record. The coding region runs from base 122 to 823 and encodes 233 amino acids. Gene Ontology annotation, molecular function: calcium ion binding. The transcript has 7 exons. Lineage: Eukaryota; Metazoa; Chordata; Actinopteri; Spariformes; Sparidae.